This is a messenger RNA of Haplochromis burtoni (Burton's mouthbrooder), 2359 nucleotides long. Its product is annotated as tumor necrosis factor receptor superfamily member 17. The record is from RefSeq and is a predicted model, not a curated record. Gene Ontology annotation, biological process: positive regulation of B cell proliferation; tumor necrosis factor-mediated signaling pathway; positive regulation of T cell proliferation. Gene Ontology annotation, molecular function: signaling receptor activity. Gene Ontology annotation, cellular component: external side of plasma membrane. NCBI's taxonomy places the organism in Eukaryota, Metazoa, Chordata, Actinopteri, Cichliformes, Cichlidae. Bases 1243 to 1851 code for a protein of 202 amino acids. The transcript is spliced from 4 exons.
UUUGAUGUGUGAGAUUUUAAAACAUAUGUUUGAGUGAUUAAGUUUAAACUUUACUCAGAUUUCAGUUAGUCUUCCUCACAAUCUAAACUCAGUUCUAUUAAAUCUACAUCAAAUUAAGUGAGCUCAAGUUUAGGCUUUAAAUCAGAUCCCCACAAAAAGAAAUCAAACCAGGACAUUAGGAUUGGAAUCUCAUCGAGCUCUGCGGUGAACUUCUCUAAAUGAAUGUGGCUCUAAGCCUCCAUCAGUUACUUAUCACCAGAUUUAGCAUUAGAGUUCUUAAGCCUUUGAUCUUUUAUCACCAAAGUCAAAUCUAGUGAUCAAGUGGAUUGUUCAUGUGAGUUUGAGCCUUUCAUAAAUAUUUAAUGGAAAAGUAACAAAGCAAGACAAUUCGAAAACUUGUCUUCUUCUGUAGCUGUCUCCGAAAAAAGUGAUUUUUGGUAUUGGCCCGUAAACCUAUGUCAAUUUAAUGAAGCAGAAAAAUGUUUAUAAUUUUAUACAUACUUGUAAUUGGCUGUAAAGUCUUAUUUUACAUCAUACAUAUGACAGCUGGGAUAGACUCCAGCGGCCCCCGCGACCCUGAAAAGGAUAAGCGGAAGCGAAUGGAUGGAUGGUCUUAUUUUACAUUGUUGGAAUUGCAGCUACUAGUACACAGAUUGGAAAACUGAUCAGUUACAUUCGUUGGUCACCAAGACCGACUAGCAAUCAAAAUGCAUUUCACUUUGAUCUGCCAACAAAAUAAAGAGAUUUACACGUCCUUACCUGUCCUGUGGGACAGAAACAUUUAAUGUUUAAAUGUAUCCAGAUUACAGUUUCAGAGCUCUGAUGCGCACUCUUCAAAUUAGAAAUAAACAUCAACAAAAUCCCAGAUUUUCUGCAGCAUUAAUCUCUUGUCUUGUGUGCAAAGAUAUUGCAUUCAACUGUUAUUUUUGUUUUACAUUCUUUAUACAUUUAAUCGUCAUCAUUUGUGAGUAAGUUGCACUCAUAGAAGCCGCCUUUUUUUCUGCGGAAGAAGAGUCACAUGAUCCGAGAAAUGCUCCUUUUUUUUUUGUUGUUGUUUAUUUAUGCGAACACAGAUCCGGGGUGUACCGGAAGCAGAAAACCCGACUUAUCAGAGAAAGUUGAUAACCAUCGUCGCGACAAUCGUUAUCUCCAGCUGAGGUUUGGGGGUUAACCAGCUAACGCAAAGAAAGCCUGGUUGUACUGAUCUCCCAUCGUAGUUUUCCCCUCAGAGAGGCACCAGGAAUGGAUAAGAAGUCUUGUCCUGAGGGGAAAAAGUUUGACAACUUAGUCCACACGUGUGUGCCCAGCAAGUCACUAAUGAGAUCUAACCCUGAUCCACCAAAAGAGCCGCCCCUGACUGUCGGGAACCAGCUCAAAGCCAUAAACACCACUGUCAAGCCCACCUCGAUGGUGGUGCUGAGUCCGACUCUGUGGAUUUCUGUGGUCGUGGUCGUGGUGGGGUCCAUCUUGGCUUUGACUCUUUGGUUUAUCAUAUACAAGCGACAGACCAGACGCAGCAGCACCUCCGAGGAUGGCAUGCCAAGACAGGAACUUCUUCAGAAAGCGCAGCCACCUGCCAAACUGCACCCUCUGCCCUCAGAAAGAAACGGUCAAGCUGAGAUAUUUCAGAGAGCGGCAGAGGCCCCAUCACCCUGCUCUCACGUGCACUCUGGGAGCCAAACAGGCUCAGAGUGGGAGAAUGGCUUCACAGCUUGCAGGGACCUCAUGAUGCGUGGUGGAGCAGAGGUGGGCGGAGACUCGCCUGCAUGCAGCACAAUGGCGGAGCACAGGAUCCCACUUCCUGCCACAGAGCUGGGUGGCACUGCUUUAGUUACAACUAAAACCAUGUAAGGCUGCGGGUGUGUGGUCGUACUCUUUAAGCACGCUGUGGGGAAACACAUUUGUUUGCUCACUAACAUUGUGGCCACACCUCUCCCUUUUGUGGGCAAAAAGCAAGUUCAUUAAACCUUAGAGUGAAGACUUGGCUUCAGGUUGGGGUACAGCUUUCAUGAGUACUGAGAGAGGUCUCCAUGAAAUGUGAGGUCGAAGUAAUAUUCUCUAAAGAGAUGAAAACACACCUGUGUUCUUAAAAACUUAUAUUCACUGCAUUUAUACUGCACGUUGUACUCAGUAUACUGAGAUUUCUGUGUUUCUACCAUGUUUUUAUGGGUUUUUUAAAAAUAAGAUUACGAUUUUCUACAGCUGUUUUUAUUCCUCUGCACUGCUUGUGUGAAAAAAAUAGUGUACCAGGUGACUGUAUAGUUUGUUGUUUUUGCCAUUGUACAGGAAAAGUACAGGAACUGCUUUAAAUCUUGUGUCGUAUUUCAAACAUGUUUUAAUAAAACAAACUAAAAAUCAA